Messenger RNA from Cicer arietinum (chickpea), 1802 nucleotides. Its product is annotated as glycosyltransferase family 92 protein RCOM_0530710-like. Gene Ontology annotation, molecular function: glycosyltransferase activity. The record is from RefSeq and is a predicted model, not a curated record. Gene Ontology annotation, cellular component: cytoplasm. Lineage: Eukaryota; Viridiplantae; Streptophyta; Magnoliopsida; Fabales; Fabaceae.
UUUCACAAACUUAUUAUCAUCCUCCAAUCCAAACAGAAUAUAUGACAGAAGCAACCCAAAUGAUCAUUUUCUCCCAUGAAUGAUCAUAAGAAACGCAAUGGCAUUGUUUCAUGGAACACGUUCUUCUGGUUCACGCUUUUUGUUGUCAUUUCUUUCAUUCUCUUUACCUCCCUCACCUUAAUCACCAUAUAUCCAUUCUACCACUCAAAUCCAUCUUUAAAAUGGCGCACUCCGUUGUUAGAAGCAAAACGCAAUGCUCCUGCUACAAUUACGAUUCGAGAAAUAGUUUUACUUCCAGAUCAGGUUCUGAUUUUUCUAAAUUACCCUUUGUCUUUUCACUUUCAUACAAAAGGUGACAUUCAAUGUGUGUACUUCUCGACUAACUCGGAGCCUUGGCUCACUAAGCAGCCGAUUCAAGUCCACUCGGCUAGGCUUCAUGAACAGAUCAUACGUUGCCCAAUUCCUCCACGCGGCGAAAAUGUAUCACUCAUGAUAAAAUCCAAUGCUCCCCUUCAAAUAAAAAACUCUUCAAUCCACAAUUCUGAUCCACUGGUCUACGAAUCUCUCUUUGAUCGUGACAACACCACCAUUGUCUUUGUGAAAGCGUCUAAAUUUCAAUGUGUGUACGGUUGGGAUUUCGUGAAACCCAAGUUCUUAUUGAAAUCGGAUGUUGUUUCAGUUGCACAAGAAAUUAUAAGAUGUAAAACACCUAUAAGCAUUUCAAGCAAUGAAGCCCAAGCCUAUGUUAAGGUCUCUAUUAUUCAAAUUGAAGGUAAUAAUAAGGGAAUAAUUUUCCCCUCCAUAGCAAGGCCUGGGCUUCUUCGCUCUCCACAAAAUCAACAAAAUCGAAAAGCGCAUGAAUUGUGCAUGUGCACGAUGCUCCGUAACCAAGCGCGAUUCAUCAAAGAGUGGGUAAUGUACCACACUAAAAUUGGAGUACAACGCUGGUUCAUUUACGACAACAACAGUGAUGAUGACAUAGAAAAAGUGAUAACAUUCUUGCAAAGUGCAGGUUAUAAUGUGACGUGGCACCUAUGGCCAUGGGUAAAAACCCAAGAGGCAGGGUUUGCUCAUUGUGCGCUACAUGCUAGGGGGACUUGCGAGUGGGUUGCGUUUAUUGACGUGGAUGAAUUCUUCAAUGUUAAAGUGAAAGGAGGAUUGCAACAUGUGAUAUGGCACUAUGCAAGGCCUGAAAACAAUGUGGCUGAAAUAAGAACACCGUGUUAUAGUUUUGGGCCUUCAGGCCUAAAAGAUGUUCCAAAAGAAGGCGUGACAGUAGGGUACACGUGUCGGUUAGCAGGAAAAGAGAGGCAUAAAAGUAUUGUGAGACCAGAGGCACUGAAUCAUACACUUAUUAAUGUUGUGCAUCAUUUCCAUCUAAAAGCACCGUUUGUGACCGUUGAUGUGGAGAAAGACGUGAUGGUGAUUAAUCAUUACAAAUAUCAGGUGUGGAAAGUAUUCAAAGAGAAGUUUUAUAGGAGGGUUGCAACUUAUGUGGCAGAUUGGCAAAAAGAACAAAACGUAGGGUCAAAGGAUAGGGCACCCGGUUUGGGGACUAAACCGAUUGAACCGCCCGAUUGGUCAAACCGGUUUUGUGAGGUUAAAGAUAUGGGGUUGAGAAAUUGGGUGGUGAGGAAUUUUAUGGAUCGACGCACCCAUCUUUUUCCAUGGCAACCAGAGUUUGAGCGUCAUUUUAAAAGGAAACGAAGGAGAAAAGAAAAAGGUAUUUUAUGAUGUCACAACUCUUUAAUUAUGCAUACCAUUUUUUUUUCUUUCUUUUUCUCGUUAUUGUUUCAUAUGGU